AUUUGAGUGCUUUCCCACCAAUUUGUCACUUUCGCGCGAAAUGAAGGCGUCCAAACCAUCGACCAAACUCGCCGCGGCUGAUGUGCCGCUCUUCGCCGUGAAUGAUAUCAUCCUAGUGAAGCACGGCAUUGAGAUCUUCGAUGCCAAGAUCCUGCGCUUGGACGAGAACAGCGACGUGCCACACUACUUUGUCCAUUACAACGGCUGGCACAAGAAGUGGGACGAAUGGGUCUCUUCGGAUCGUGUGCUGGACACGAGUCCUGAAUCACGCGAACUCCAGAAGCAAGCUAGCUUGAAUGCCAAGGAGCAGGUGAAACGAAAGGCGACGACGGCUACCAUUACGUCGUCGGGCGUGAUGAAGAAGAAGUCCAAGGUGGUCGACCCGUUUGACGACUCGGUGGUGAUCAAGGACCAUGCGCGGGAUCUCGAAGAGGUCGUGCAGGAAGUCCAAGUGUCGAUUCCCAUCCCCAUGACACUCAAGAAGGUCCUCAUCGACGACUGGAAGAAGAUCACCCAAGAACAGCAGUGGAUCGAUAUGCCCCGCGUACCCAGCGUCCGCUCGGUCAUUGCCGACUAUCUCGACCACGAAGCCACCAAAGAGCACGACCUUGAGAUCACCCGCCCCAUGCUGGAAGGCCUCGAAGCGUACUUUAAUCGAGCACUGCCGCUCAUCCUCCUCUACCGGCACGAGCGCGCCCAGUACGACCAGAUCGCCGACUCUUCCACCGUGACCGACGACAGCUCGGCCGCCGAUCGCGCCGCCGCCGCCCCCGCCGCGAUCUACGGCGCCGAGCACCUUCUCCGACUCUUUGGUACUGCUAUUGAUGGUCUUGUAUGGUAGAAAACCUCGUACUGUACGUAGUGCGGCUGCCACUGCUCAUGAGUCAAAUGGGACUGGAUCUGCCGCAGUCGGACCAGCUGCGCAUCCAGGGCACGCUGACGGCGUUCCUAAAGUAUAUGCAAAAGAACCGCCAAACGUACUUGGCUCCCCAAUACAUUGCAUCGAGCGCGUUUGUGUGGCGUCCAACAUCCACGACACAGUGAACCAGACAAUAGGACGAGAUGUAUUGUGGUAUAUUUGGUCUGUCGAAUAUCUCGCGAAUCGACGCUAUUGGCUAAUCCAAUUUGGAGUGGAUUUGAUUGGCUCUUACAGAAACGACAAGUAUAUUCAACCAA
Aphanomyces astaci is the source of this 1176-nucleotide messenger RNA. RefSeq lists its product as hypothetical. Gene Ontology annotation, biological process: regulation of DNA-templated transcription; chromatin organization. The record is from RefSeq and is a predicted model, not a curated record. The coding region runs from base 41 to 841 and encodes 266 amino acids. The transcript is spliced from 8 exons. Gene Ontology annotation, cellular component: histone acetyltransferase complex; nucleus. NCBI's taxonomy places the organism in Eukaryota, Oomycota, Saprolegniomycetes, Saprolegniales, Verrucalvaceae.